AUGCCCGACCGAACAGCAGCCCUCGCAGAGUUCCGGCGACGUCUGAGCAAAGGCAAGGAUGACACCAGCAAGAGGCUCGCGGAGAUGGAGAAGCUCAUCAGGUCGUUCUGCAGCAAGGGGGAGCCGCCGCCUGCUGCCAGCCCGACAGUGGCUCCGUGGGCCCAGGGUUCCAAGCCGUCGUCGGACAUGGGCCCGCUGCUCGAGUCGGACGAUGAGAAGGUCAAGCGAGAGAAGCUCACUGCGCUGCUGGGGCAGUACGAAACGGUGCUCAAGAGUCUUCCUGGGCCCGACGCAGACCCCAUCCGCGCAGCGACGAUCGAGAAGAUCAAGAGCAUCAGGGAGCAGCAGAAGGCGCUGCGCACGCCUGCGAUUGCACAUCGCAGGACGGCCCAGGACUUGCACAAGGCCCGCUUGGCCCGUGCAAAGAUGGAGGCCGAGAUCGCGGAGAAGACCUCGCAGGUGCAGAAGCUGCAAGAGUCCAUUUACGAGCGCAGGCUGCAGUUGGAGGCGAAGAAGCUCGAGAUCGACAAGCUCGACGAGGAGUACAAGAGGACGGCUGCUCUCAUUGCGCAGUCAGACGGGGAGCCGAAGCCGUCGGACCCGUUCAAGCUGGAGAUCAAGCCGGAGGAGACACAGGAUCCUGAUGUUCAGGCUUUCCUCGGGUCGGAUAAGUGGGAGAUACUCAAGCCGAUCAUCCUCGCGAAGAUCGGGCGGCCCUCGCAAGGGGGGCCCGAUCAUCCUCCUGAUGCUGCUGAGCCUCCUGGCGGCGAUGUGGCCGCGGGAGAUGACGACAUCGACAUGGGGCAGCUCAACGGGGACGACUUCGAAGCUCGAGCGGAGGCGUUCCGAGCCGCCGCAGAGGCCCUGCGAGCUGCUGAAGGUGCCGAAGCCCAGGCGGACGCCAAGCGGCAGCUUCUGCAAGCCCAGGCUGUGGACGGUCAACUCGAGUGCAUGGAGCUCUUUCCAGGGUUGCUUGGCUGGCUCCGAGUUCGAGGCUAUCACGGGGCCUUCGGCAGGGCGAAGUCCACGGGUCAGCUUGCCACGGAGUCGUCAGGGGGAGUUCUGACGGCAGUCGCGUCCCACAUUGCUUUCGCUGGAUUGAGCCUCAAGCAUCUCGGCGUGCAGUCUGGCUAUUUCUCGAGGCUGAAGCUGAUUCGUGCCAACUUCGCCUUCCCCCACGGCCUGCUGCUGGGCUCGGUCCACGGCUUUGUGGACGCAUCCGACAAGGUUUUCACUUGGGAUAUGCUGGAGGAUUUGGGAGUGUUCCUGCGUCGGUCCAGGUCACCGUGGAUUCUCGCAGGGGACUUCAACUUGCCGCCAGAGGACAUCAAGCUGUGCAAGUGGGUUGAGCUCCUCAAAGGCACGAUCGUGGCCCCAAGUGGUCCGACUUGCUUUGCGUCCAAGUCAGGGUCCACGAUCGACUACUACAUCGUGAGCCAGGGGCUUGCCAACUUUGUCAGUGAUGUACGCGCGGUAUACGGUACCCCUUCGUCGCCUCAUGUCGCGGUUGCCAUGCUGCUCAAGGGCCCGACUCUGAAUAUACCGCUGCACGUUCGCAGGACAUGGAAGCCCCUCCCCACUUCCCAGAGGACGGGGCCUGUGCGGGAGCCUGCAGAGCACUGCUGGUCCUGGCCCGCAGGGGAGCCCGCAGGGGUUCGGCUGGAAGAUGCGUGGUGCCAGUGGCUAAGCAACAUGGAGCUGGAGCUGCGCAACCAGUUCGACAUCGUCGGUGCUGGGCAGAGAGGCUCCGUCGGUCGAGCCGACGGGUUUGAGCGGCGGCAAGUGCCUCUCGCCGUGUCGAUGGAGAAGGCGGAGUUUUCGGGCAGUGGGGCUCAGAUGCGAGCCUGGAGGUCGCUGGAUGCUAUCCUAUCCAGGUUCCAGGCGCUCCAGGACGACACCGUUGGAGCCAGCGAGGAAGCAGUUGUUCAGCCGUCCUCAACGGGCUCAAGUGGGGCCUGCGCUUGGCGAGAGGAGCACACGGGGGAGUGGCCAGCGGCGCCCAGCGUUGCUGGGCUCAGCACCGAGGGCCCGUCGCUUUCCCUGAGUUCCAUGGGCUUUAUCCUGCCUGACUACACGUCGCCGCACUCGGGGCCUACGCCGCUGGCUGGCGCUGAGGAGCUGGACUACCUCGACCUGUCGCUGCUGACGGGGGGCAAGAGCGUGGAUUUCGACCUGCACUCGCUGCGCAGGGUUGCGGAAGCGGGUGGGGAGGACCUGGCCACCCUUGCGACCAACGUCCACCAAGCGGCGCUGGAGGCGUCCCAGGCGGCGGCAAAGGUACAGCUGCAGGAGUGGAGAGAGUGGGCCCAGUCCGCGGUGAAGGCUGGGGGCCGUCGUGCUCACAGGUACCUGAAGGACUUGCCGCAGGUGAAAGGGCCAGUGGCUCCUGAGGGCUGGGCGCUGCAAGGAGAUGCUGCAGCGCAGGCAAUGCACAUGGAUUGGCUGCAGUACUGGGGAGACGCCAAGGAGAGCACCUCACAGAUCCAGGCAGCAGUCGCGCAGAGAGAGGAGCUGCCCAGGUCCGAAAAGUGUCAGGUCUUCUGGAUUCGAAGGCCAGAAGAUGGCCUGCUGUCUGGGAAAUUGUUUACCGACGGCUCGGCCAUUUUCCCCUCGGACCCGCUCCUGGGAAGAGCUGGGUGGGCGGUGAUCUCGGUCGAUGACACUGGUGCCAUGAUCUCUGGAGCUUUUGGCCCCGUCCCGUGGGAUGUCGCUCCCCUCCAGCUCGCCAAGGACGGCGAGGAUUAUGCGUAUCAGAUGCUCGGCCAGAUCGCUUUGGACCCCGAGGGUGUUCCCAUGGGGCGAGGGCCCCUCCUCGCCCGCUUCGGCCUCACGGUGGACUCGCUCCCGUACUGGGAGCUGCAGGAUGAGGAGUCGGUUUAA
Molecule: messenger RNA, 2880 nt
Organism: Prorocentrum cordatum
Lineage: Eukaryota; Dinophyceae; Prorocentrales; Prorocentraceae
Source: the annotation of a GenBank genome assembly